Messenger RNA from Sphaeroforma arctica JP610, 1362 nucleotides. RefSeq lists its product as hypothetical. The coding region runs from base 1 to 1362 and encodes 453 amino acids. Lineage: Eukaryota; Ichthyosporea; Ichthyophonida. The record is from RefSeq and is a predicted model, not a curated record. The transcript has a single exon.
AUGGUAUUAGUCAAAACAAUAAUACAGUACUUCCAUCAAUAUGGUGGCUCAAAGAAAAAGAACCGCAUCGAGAAUGUGCAGAAGCGCAACGCUAAAGCCAUGCAUGUUGCUCCCAAACAGUUGCACCUACCUGACGUAUCCCAGCCAUCCACCGAGUGGGUGCCGAACUCGUCAGGAUCGAUGGACUUUUCUAUAGACUUUCAGUCAAAUGACUCAGUUCUCAGCUAUGCACGACCUAACGACUUCAGAGAAGGCCCACAGAUUAGAAAGUUGAAAAUGCUACAAGAACUAUACGUGACACACGACAUCCCCCAUUCGAAAUCAGCUGGUCAUUCACCUGUCGCGCGUUCCAAUACAGGCUCGUAUCGAAAACAUAUUACACAAAUACAGCCACGAACCCCAAACCACUCGUCAGCCAGUGUAAAUUCGGCUAGCCGUUCGCCUCUUGGGCGUACCCAAUCAGGACAGUGUCUAAGGAAUGACGCAAAUGUAUCGCCUCUUGUGCGUACCCAAUCAGGACGGUGUCUAAGGAAUCGCGCAAAUGUAUCGCCUCACACGCUCUCUCGUACUCGUAGGCUCUCGGCGGCAGAAUCGACCAGCAACGCACCCGUAGCUCGUGAGACUUCAGUGGUACAUACUCUGUCGGAAGCUACCCCACGUCACUCAGCAUCCCUGUUUUCGGCGAUGAAGAGUGAAGUCACCUCCGAGGAGAGCAUAAAUUUGCCACAAAAGAAACAUGCUAAAGAUACAAAUUGGCUGGCUCACCUAUUUCCGGUUAACAGCCCGAGAAUUCCAACGGAUGGCACACACAGUAGCAACUACAGAGUUUCUAAUUCUGCUCGGCGUCGCAUGCCGGAGUCGAGCACUUCUCUCGUCACCCAGCAACUGGUACUCUCCACGCUACCUUCAUCUGCACAUACACGUGACCUGGGCUCGGAUGCCAGUCUACCUUCAGCACCCCUACAGACUCUCAUAUAUAUGAAUGGAGCCUCCCCCGCUACACCGCCAUUAAUAGUCAAAGGUCGAAAACCAAAAAAGGCAAUGAAGCCCAUCGUAGAAAAGAAACGGUCGUCAUUCAGAGAGCGACUGGGAGGUCAGCAUCGCGUGCAGUUUGAAGAAACUCCAAUUGAGUACGAAUCAUUUCACAGUUCAGUGUAUGACCGAAAGCCGCAAGUGACGUGCCGAAAGAAAGAUUCGAUGAUGCUAAUAUACCGUGAGCUAAUGACAUACAAGCUCACGGAGAUGCUGGUGCACCCGGAUUCGCUAGAAAACACAAACAAGCAUCUAGCAAAAUUGAAACCGGCAGAUCGAGCUGGGAUGGUCGGUGAAGUCGAGCGGAUCCUUAUAAAUUUUAGUUGUUAA